Molecule: messenger RNA, 699 nt
Organism: Entamoeba invadens IP1
Lineage: Eukaryota; Evosea; Mastigamoebida; Endamoebidae
Product: meiotic expression protein 13, putative
Exons: 1
Coding region: 1-699 (232 amino acids)
Biological process (GO): meiotic strand invasion involved in reciprocal meiotic recombination; meiotic joint molecule formation; homologous chromosome pairing at meiosis
Cellular component (GO): condensed nuclear chromosome; DNA recombinase auxiliary factor complex
Molecular function (GO): recombinase activator activity; double-stranded DNA binding
Source: RefSeq, a predicted model, not a curated record
AUGUCAAAAAAGAUAGAGGAGAAGUCAGACGACGAGGCAUUGGUUUUGGACUAUAUGAUCAAACAGAACAAACCUUUCAACGCAAAAACGAUCUUUGAGAAUUUGAAAAAAGCGGUGAAGAUGGCAACUCUCAACAAAGUCCUUGACGGUUUAGUAGAACAAGGAAAGCUACGAGAAAAGGCUAAUGGAAAACAGAAGAUAUAUUGGUACAACCAAGAUCUUAUUGAAGGUGUUUCGGCUGAGGCUUUACAUGAUUUGGAUGCCAAAAAGGCAGAGUUGGUCUCGCAGUUGAAAGACGCCAAAGACGAAUUAGAAAUUGCCGAAAAGGAAAACAAAGGGUUGAAGACUCAAAUGUCGAACGAAGAUAUCCAGAAGCAGCUGAAGGAGGUUACAGACGAGGUGGCGGUAUUAGAAAAGAAGUGUGAAAACUGCAAAAACGCCAAACCGAUCGACCCCAAACAAAAAGAAAAAAUGAUGAAAGAGAGAGAGGAGUAUUUGAGGGAGUGGAAGAAAAGGAAAAGAAUUACAAAGGAAGCUGCGGAAGCUGUUUUAAGUGGGUCAGCAAUGAAGCUUUCAAAGUUUUAUGAACAACUUGGUAUUGAAACGGACGAAGCGAAUGGUUUAACCCCAGAGAUGAUGACGGGGAAGUUUGAGGAGAAGCGACCUAAUCCUGUGGGUAAGGGUAAAAAAAAGAAAUAA